Molecule: messenger RNA, 2820 nt
Organism: Epithele typhae
Lineage: Eukaryota; Fungi; Basidiomycota; Agaricomycetes; Polyporales; Epitheliaceae
Product: chloride channel
Exons: 14
Coding region: 1-2820 (939 amino acids)
Biological process (GO): transmembrane transport; chloride transport
Cellular component (GO): early endosome; membrane; Golgi apparatus
Molecular function (GO): voltage-gated chloride channel activity
Source: RefSeq, a predicted model, not a curated record
AUGCCGCUGUCAAAGAGCCCCAGUAACGCGGCGCUCAGAGGCGACGACGGUCCAUCGGGUCCUUUGAGUGGGCCCUCAACAGCCGAAUGGAGGCGGCAGCGGUUGCUCCAGAUUGGGACCUCGUCUUCUCAGUCUCAAGGCGCCGUCGAUGGUGAGCAGACCUCUGAGACCUCCGCCCUCCGCCCCGAGCUUGGUCCCCGCCCCGCCUCCUACGGUACCCUCCCUACCGCCCACGGCGCCAAUGGCAACGGCAAGCAGAAGGCAUCUUUCCGCGCCCGCCAUGCGUUCUCCAACCUGUCCGACAUACUCGUCCCCAAAGGUCGCUGGACGAACCCACCGACGCCGAGCAUGAACUCCCCGCACUCGCUCCGCAACAGCAGCUACUUCACCUCUCAGCGGCCGAUCUCCGCGUACGACAAGCCCGUCGUCGAGGGCGAGGGCGAGGUUGAAGCGGCGGGGAUGAAGACGAACGGCGUCCGGGUCUGGUACUCGUCCUUCACCUCCGUCGACUGGCUGCACGACGCCAUCAAGGACACCGCCCGCCAAGCCGCUCUCCUCAGGCGCAAGAGCAAGCGCGGCCGCGUCCACCGACAGCUCGACCGCUCCAUCGGAUGGAUCACGGUGACGGUCAUCGGCUUCCUGACCGCCAUCGUCGCGUUCUUCAUCGUCCGCGCGGAGCAGUGGCUGUUCGACGUCAAGGAGGGCUACUGCACGACGAGCAUCUGGCGUGCGAAGCGGUUCUGCUGUCCGACCCAGGCAGAUGAGUCCGUCUUCGUCCCGUCUUUCGUCACGGUCGCUGUGGAGGAGGACUGCCCGGCGUGGCGCACUUGGGAUCAACACUUCCAGCCGCUGGCGGACAGCUCGAGCUGGUUGGAGGCAGAGGCGAUUGACUACGUCAUGUACAUUGCUAUCGCGAUUUUGCUUGCCGUCAUCUCGUCACUGCUGACGAUCUAUCUCACUGCCUCGACCUCGUUUGUCACAAGGAAGGACUCGGGUGUGCUCUCGCCAACGUUCGCAUCAGGCGAUGAUGCGAAGAGCAUGGCCAAUCCUCCAAGCGGGACGCCGCGCAAAGUGCUUUACUACGCUGCAGGCAGUGGGAUUCCGGAGAUCAAAACCAUCCUGUCAGGCUUCGUGAUUCACGGAUAUCUUGGUGGCCGAACCCUGUUCACCAAGUCGGUUGGCCUGGCACUCUCCGUCGCCUCGGGUUUGUCUCUAGGUAAGGAGGGCCCCUUCGUCCACAUCGCAUCCUGCAUCGGCAACAUCGUCAGUCGUAUCUUCAGCAAGUAUGAGACCAAUGAAGGCAAGCGUCGCGGAGUUCUCAGUGCCGCGUGCGCCGCUGGUGUCGCUGUUGCUUUCGGUGCCCCCGUUGGCGGUGUACUCUUCAGUCUGGAGGAGGUGUCGUACUUCUUCCCGGCGAAGGUCAUGUGGAGAAGUUUCUUCUGCGCUAUGGUCGCCGCCGUGACCCUUCGUUUCCUGGAUCCCUUCGGAAGCGGCAAGCUUGUACUAUUCCAAGUGACCUAUGACAAGGAUUGGCACGCAUAUGAGCUGUUCCCUUUCUUGCUCCUCGGCGUCUUUGGUGGUGUCUACGGAGCAUACUUCUCGAAGUUGAAUUACCGUUGGAGUCGUCAUGUUCGUAACGGCACCUGGAUGAAGACUUAUCCUGUUAUGGAGGUUGUCCUCAUAACCGGUAUUACCGCCAUUCUCAGCUUCUUGAACCCUUACACCAAGAUGGGCGGAACUGAGUUGGUCUACAACUUGUUCGCAGAAUGUCGCGAAGGCAGCAGCAACAGCCACUCCGGAUUAUGCGUCUUGAACCCUCCUACACAAGCAGUGCCCAUCAUCAGUGCUCUUUUGAUCGCAAUGUUCGUCAAGGGCGUCCUCACGAUUGUAACAUUCGGCAUCAAGGUUCCCGCGGGUAUCUUCAUCCCUACUCUGGGAGUCGGUGCCUGUGCUGGACGUGUUGUAGGAAUUCUCAUUCAAUGGGCUCAGUUUUCUUAUCCGAACAGCCCUGCGUUCAAGCCGUGCGGUGGCGAUCUGAACUGCAUAAUUCCUGGUCUUUAUGCCAUGGUUGGCGCCGCUGCCACACUCGCGGGAGCUACUCGCACCACUGUCUCCCUGGCUGUCAUCAUGUUUGAGCUUACGGAUACCCUGACCUACGCAGUUCCGGUCAUGCUCUCUGUCCUUGUCGCAAAGACCGUUGCGGACGCCAUUGAACCGAAGGGCAUAUAUGACCUCGUGAUCGAACUCUCUCAGUUACCUUACCUCGAUGCAAAGCACGAAUACAUCUGGGGCGCGCAUACCCUGACCGAAGUGGCCGAUCGAGACGUUGAAGUCAUCCGCGUGGACAGGACGAACACGGUGAAGACGCUCUGCGAUCGGCUUCAAAGCCUCGUCGAUGCCGGCCACUCGGACAGUGGCUUCCCAAUUUUGCGACCCGAUGAAGAGGACAACAUGCGGAUGGUUGGCUACAUAGGCGCCAACGAGCUUGAGCACGCUCUCAGCAUAGUGGCUGACGACGCGGACGAGGUGAUUUCCUUCCACCCAACGGACCCCCACGGGCACGGUCACCUCACCGCAUCCGUGUCCUCGCUCGCAGAGACGGGCUCGUACAUCUUCGACCCUUACGACUUCAGCCCGUACAUGGACCAGGCGCCGCUCACCGUGCAGGACAACUCGCCGCUCGAGCUCGUGCAGCAAUUCUUCACCAAGCUCGGUGCGCGGUACGUCGUCGUCACCGACACGGACGGGCAUUACCAGGGCGUCAUCGACAAGAAGACGUGGCUCGGAUUCCUCGACGAGCUCGAACACCAACACGACUGA